This is a messenger RNA of Candida tropicalis MYA-3404, 2457 nucleotides long. It is a transcript of the gene RNR3, whose product is annotated as Rnr3p. Gene Ontology annotation, cellular component: ribonucleoside-diphosphate reductase complex. Gene Ontology annotation, molecular function: ribonucleoside-diphosphate reductase activity, thioredoxin disulfide as acceptor; ATP binding. Lineage: Eukaryota; Fungi; Ascomycota; Pichiomycetes; Serinales; Debaryomycetaceae. The transcript has a single exon. Bases 1 to 2457 code for a protein of 818 amino acids. Gene Ontology annotation, biological process: DNA replication; deoxyribonucleotide biosynthetic process. The record is from RefSeq and is a predicted model, not a curated record.
AUGGUGAAAGUAAAAGUGCUCUUUGGAGAGACGGAACAAGAUUUUGAUGAAAGUAAAGUGCUAAAGCUACUUCAAGAACUUAGUUUUAAUUUGGAGAACUUGCAACUUGACGAUGUAUUAGAAAGUGUACAAAAGGGUUUACCUGCAACAGUAACUGUUUACCAACUAUACACAUUUAUUGCCGAAGUUAUUGCUAGUAGGAUCAUUUAUAAUCCCGAUUACGCCAUCUUGGCUGGAAGGGUUGAACUUAGAAAGCUUUAUUUGAAAGUUCCAUACAAUUUUAGUGAUAACGUGGAAAGAUUAAGAAAUUAUAAAUCACACGGUGCAAAGUCUUACUCACCCAUUUCUUCCAAAUUUUAUGAAGUUGUUAAGAAACAUAAAGAAUUCUUUGAUGGGCUAAUAGAUAAAAGUAGAGAUGACGAAUUCACAUAUUUUGGAAUUAAAACCUUAGAAAAUUCUUAUCUUUUGAAAAUUGACUCAGAACCAGCAGAAUUGCCACAAUUUUUGUUUUUGAGAGUUGCAAUUGGUAUACAUCUUGAAGAUUUGGGGUCAGUUGCGGAAACCUACGAUUUGAUGUCAAAGAAAUACUUUAUUCACGCCCUGCCUACUUUAUAUAAUGCCGGUGGCGAGUUCAAUUAUUUGUCUUCCUGUUUCUUGAUAGCUAUGAAAGAUGAUUCAAUAGAUGGAAUCUAUAAAACCCUUCACGAAUCAGCAUUAAUUUCCAAAGCAUCAGGGGGAAUUGGUAUCCAUGUACAUGAAGUUCGUUCCAAUGGUUCAUAUAUUGCUGGUACCAAUGGGAUUGCAAAUGGAUUAGUUCCAAUGUUACGUGUUUUUAACAACACUGCACGAUAUGUCGACCAGGGUGGUGGUAAACGUCCUGGUGCUUUUGCGAUUUAUAUUGAACCUUGGCAUGGCGAUAUUUUUGACAUUUUAGAGAUGAGGAAAAAUCAUGGAAGUGAAGAAUUAAGAACUAGAGAUUUAUUCUAUGGAUUAUGGAUUCCUGAUUUAUUCAUGCAAAGGGUAAAAGCUGAUGAGUAUUGGACAUUGAUGUCACCGAGUGAAGCCCCUGGAUUGAGUGAUGUAUACGGUGAUGAUUUUAAAGAGUUGUAUGAGAAGUAUGAGAAGCAAGGUUUGGGAACUAAAAUACGAGCUCAUAAACUAUGGCUAGCAAUUUUAGAAUCACAAACUGAAACCGGUGGCCCAUAUAUGCUUUAUAAAGAUGCCUGUAAUGAAAAAUCAAAUCAGAAAAACCUUGGUACAAUCAAGUCGUCAAAUUUGUGCUGUGAAAUUGUUGAAUAUUCAUCACCAGAAGAAACAGCUGUGUGUAAUCUCGGGUCCCUUGCAUUACCGACGUAUUUGAAAACAUCCGAUGAUGAAGUAAUAGAGUUUGAUUUCGAGAAACUACAUUCUGUCACCAAGGUGUUGGCUAAAAACUUGAACAAAGUGAUCGAUGUAACAUUAUAUCCUGUUGAGACAGCCGAAUACUCAAAUAAACGUAACCGUCCAAUUGCCUUGGGUGUUCAAGGGUUAGCAGAUUUAUUUGCCGAACUUAGGCUACCAUUUGAAUCAGAAGCUGCUAGGAAAUUAAAUAUUCAGAUAUUUGAAACAAUCUACCAUGCGGCUCUUGAAGCUUCAGUUGAAUUAUCUAUUCAAGACGGACCAUAUGAAACUUUUCAAGGAUCACCUGCAUCUGAAGGUAUUCUACAAUUUGAUAUGUGGAAUCAUACUCCGUCUAAGAUGUACGACUGGAAUAAACUCAAAGAAAGCAUUCAAAAAUUUGGGUUAAGAAAUUCCCUUUUGGUUGCACCAAUGCCUACAGCUUCCACCUCACAAAUUUUAGGAUUUAAUGAAUGUUUUGAACCUUAUACAUCAAAUUUAUAUAACCGUAGGGUGUUGUCAGGAGAGUUCCAGGUGGUUAAUAAGUAUUUAAUUAAAGACUUGAUGGAUUUGGGUAUUUGGAAUUCAGCAAUGAGAAAUAAAAUCAUGAUGGAAAAUGGCUCCAUUCAAAAUAUACAGAGCAUUCCCAAAGACAUCAAAGAAUUGUAUAAAACAGUGUGGGAAAUUUCCCAAAAAGUAAUAAUUGAUAUGGCAGCUGAUAGAGGUAAAUUUAUUGAUCAACUGCAAAGUAUGAAUAUUCAUUUACGUGAACCAACAUUUGGUAAAUUAACCAGCUGUCACUUUUAUGCUUGGAAACAAGGUUUGAAAACUGGUAUGUAUUAUUUGCGUACCCAAGCUGCGUCAAGAGCCAUCCAAUUCACUGUUGAUGCUACCGAAGCCGAAAAAGCGGCAAAUGAGAAGCCAAGGGGAUCAUUGAAAAGAAAGAAAUAUUUAGAGACACCUCCUAGAAAGAAGACGGUGUAUUCUACUCCAGACUCUGAAGUUUAUGAUAUCCAUGAUUCAACUCCCAUCACUUGUAACAUAGAAGAUUCAGAAAGUUGUCAAUCGUGUUCUGGAUAA